This is a messenger RNA of Limulus polyphemus (Atlantic horseshoe crab), 2837 nucleotides long. RefSeq names its product transmembrane protein 178B-like. NCBI's taxonomy places the organism in Eukaryota, Metazoa, Arthropoda, Merostomata, Xiphosura, Limulidae. The transcript has 5 exons. Gene Ontology annotation, cellular component: membrane. The record is from RefSeq and is a predicted model, not a curated record. The coding region runs from base 212 to 1048 and encodes 278 amino acids.
GCGUAAAGACAGUAACAGAUCAAGUACGGCUCGGGAAUAAGUUGGCAGAGUUUUGAGGUUGGUUUUUUUAAAGUAACAUCGCGUUAUAAACAUAAUAACACGUACAAACGAUUUAUAAAAAAAAAACGUUUUUGGCCCUAAAAUUAGCGGCCUUAAACAAUAGAACUUUAUUAAUACUUGAAUACGUUAAAACAAUUUAAAAGUUAUUGUUAUGGCUUGUUCAGCUGUUACACUUUCCGUGGCUACUAUCGCAGCGGUGGUCGCCGUGGCCUGUUUAGCCAUAGCUUUUGGUACGGACAACUGGUACGAAAUUAGGGUUAACAGGACCUCUAUUCGCAAGAAGUUGGAGGGAAAUGAAGAAUCUCUGAAAGAAUUCGAAGAAGACAAGCUAUAUUUUGAUCGGGAUGAGGGCCUCUUCAGAACAUGCUUUCCUGACAAGAAACCCCGAAACGUCAAAACGUACAUAUCACCAGUGCAGACAGAAUGUAUUAACAUCAACUAUUAUAUCCCCGACAAUGAAGUGUCAGAUUCUUUCUCCGAUACCCGUUGGGACAGAUUACACAUGGCCCGGUCUGUAAUUGGGCUAUACAUCUCAGCAUUUUUCUUCAUCUUCCUGUCCUUCUUCACCGGGGUGGCUGGAUGCUGGAAACGUUCUCAUGGAAACAUCGUAGCUACUGGUCUUUUGGAACUUUUGGCUUCUCUUGUUGAUGCUGGUGCAAUGGGUUUGUGGCAUGGAGUUCAAUACUUCGAUUAUCAAAAACUUGACGACCAAAUGUCUUAUUUCAAAUGGCCAGCUGUUCUGAAACAAACUGGACAAACGGAAUUUUAUUAUGGUUGGUCGUACAUACUGGCUUGGAUUGGUGUGGGGAUGAAUCUCAUUGCCGCCAUUUUGUUUCUCUGUGGCGCCCGUUGCCUACGUCACGAGAAGAAGGUGGAACAGGCUAAAAACAUGCAGUAUCUGAUGCCUGUAUAUCCGGACAAAAGACAACCUUAUGGCUACGGAUACGGAUAUCCUGGCCCUUAUUACCAGUAUGGUUACGGAUACUAAGGAAUACAAAAUUAAAAUGAUCUGCUCGACAUUGUAAUAUGAAUAUAAGUUAUUUUAACAUUGAUUACAGCUCCAUCUAGUGUUUUAUAAGAGUUUUACUGGAACUUGUUGCAUUAAUAAAUAGAGAGGAUUUUAAAAAGUAUUCAAAUUGUAUGUCUUGAGGUGUUUAGUGUGAUUGAAAUUCCAGAACGCAGUAUGUCCAUUGUUACUAUAUAUAGCACGUGUCAAAGAGUAUGGAGUGUUUGAAAAUUUUUAAAGAUUCUUGCAUUGUUUUGUUGUUGUUUUUGGUAAAAAUUAGGAAUAUGUCGAUUGUAUUGUAUAUAUUUAGAGUACAUGAAAUAUUAAAAAAAUUGUGACAAAAUUCUGACUAUCAUUAAGAGGAUUGGAUAAGAUGAAAAAUAGGUCUAACAUAAAACAUCUAAAGACUUAUCGCCAAUAGAUGGCGCUGUAUAUAGUUUUUGCUUUUUUUAUUUUCAAAAGGGGAAUAUAUUAUUUUCUUUAUAUAUUCGUAUAUAUUUUUCUGUGACCCUAUGAAUAACAAUAUGGACCGAAUAUGAAGCAUGGAUUUAAUUAGUUUUAAUUGAAGGCUGUAAAACCGUAGUUAGUAUUAUUUCUGGGUGUGUAUGUGUGUGUGUGUGUGUGUAUAUAUAUAUACAUAUAUAUAUAGAGAGAGAGAGAGAAAGAGAGAUUUGAAACAGUUUUUGUUUUGUCUUUAGGUUUUAUAUGUUAAAUCGUGUAUUUUUGUGUAUUUUCAGAUAAGAGAGAAUUAUUUGUUUUGGCCGUAUUCAAGAAACAAAUUGCUCAAAAUCCUUGGUGUUAGAAAUUUUUUCCAGGGAACUAUGUGAGGGUUUUGUUUUCUUUUUAAUAAUCUGGACGUUUACCUACUGUCUGUAAUACUUGGAAAAUGUUAAUUCACUGUUUUGGUAAUCACGGACAUUGAAGGUCAUCAUGCGUUGGUGUUUUAUUUUUUAGCGCCAAGUUACACACUUGGUUAUCUGACCCACCAUCAGAGAACAAGGUUAACAGGAGAUACUUUUUUUAUAUUUCUUGUAUUUUAACUAAUAAAAAAGUGAAAUACCUAUUAGUAUCAGUGAUAUCGAGGUCGGAAUCUCAACGGAAAUAUUUUUUUUUUCUGAAAUUGGUUGAUUUACGCUGAUAAAAUUAAAUUUAUCUUUUAAAUGAAUAAUUUCUGUCAGUCUUCAUUUGUAUACUUAUGAGUAACAUUAAAAUUUUUUAUGUCGCGGCCUAUUCGAGACGGAAGGUGUUCGAAACACGAAAACGCUUUUCUUUCUAAACUGACUGGUUUACCUCUUAAAACAAUGGGGCGUAGUAGACUUUUAGGAUGUCCUAAUUUUCCUCUACUAGCAGCACCACCAAACGGCAAAUCAGUGCUUAAUGCUCUUCUGAAUAGGGUGUGUUUUCAGUUUAGUAACUAAUAGGCUAUAAUCCGAGUGUGUGUACGUUACAAAUUGUAUAAAGGUAAAAAAAAUGGCUCAUUGUUCUGGAGUAUUUUUUUAAAUCUUAUAGCCUUACGAAAUAUAAUCACAUUUAUGUAUUUUCUUAAAAACUUACUUUAUACGUGUUAUAUUUAAAGUAUUUUUUAAUUUUUUAAAGAUUUUUGUUUUAAUUUCUCUACUGGAAGCGAAAACGUUUUGAGGAUCGUUACACGUGUCAUUGCUUGCAGAAUGACGUCAUCCUUCACGAACCAAUUAUCGCAUACCUUGUUUUUUUUUAUUGUUUGCUUUACUUUACUUUCAUGGAAAGAUGAAUAAAAUAAUUUUCAAUUACA